AUAUGAGAUAAGCUAUUUUUAAAUAUUCUUAUUAGAAAUCUUAAGAUGUCUUUUGAAGGAGGUCAACAGGCAGUAGUUCGGGCUACAUUGGGUUUAACAGAAAAGUUUAAAAAACAUCUAAGUCAACAGGAAAAAGAGGCAAAAAACCGGGAGAAAAAUAAGAAAUAUAAUAGAAAUUCAGUGUUAGAAAAUGAGUUUGAGAGUUUAAAAUAUCAAACAUUCGAAUCAAUAUUUAUACAAGAAAAAAGAUUAAAAACGAAUAUUUUGAUUGAUCGUUAUGAAUUGAAAUCAUUUAUUGGUGCGGGAGCAUUUUCAUGUUGUAUAUUAGCGGUAGAUAAGUUACGACCAGAUCAGCCAUUUCGUGUGAUUAAAAAAAUGAACCAAGCAUAUGGAGAAUUUGGACAUCAAGUAUAAGGAGAGAAAUGAAUACGACUGGGUUUUGACAUCCUAUUACUAGGAAUAUUGUUUAUUAAAGCGGAUUCAUCGGUUACCAUAUUUACAACCUUUUAAUCCUCCGAUUGUUAAAGCAUUUUCAAUGUUUGUCGAAAAUGAAUGCUUUCAUUUGGUGCUUGAGGCACUAGAUCCGUUACCUAUAAAGCUUGGAAGAUGCAUGCAUCUUUCUACAUCGGGUGAUCCUUUACAUUCACCAUUAGCAUGUCAUGUAAGACAUAAAACACUUCGAAAAAUUGCAAAACAAAUCUUAAUAUCUCUUAAUAUUCUUCAUAAUAGAGCGAAUAUUAUCCAUGCAGAUUUAAAACCCGAAAAUAUUCUACGUUGUUAUUCAGAUAAUCCUAGAUCGGUAAAACUUAAAAUUAUUGAUUUUGGAAACGCUAUUCCUUUGGAAGCAAUAGAAGCUUAUUAUGUUGAUUUCGAUUUACAAUCAGUUUAUUAUAGAGCACCAGAGGUUUUAUUAGGACUACCAUUUGGCCCUUCUAUUGAUAUUUUUUCCCUUGGAUUAAUUUUACUUGAACUUUUAUUUGAUAAUGAUGAAAUUAAAAAAAAUUCUCGACCUUUUUUAUCCACUGUAGAAACAUCCAGAACUUCAUUAGCCAUUGAAAUAGCUCGCUUAUUAGGAAGAUAUCCACCUCAUUUUAAAAAUGCAAAAUUUUGGAAAAAUGAUUAUUAUAAUAUAGAAAUUAACGCAUCAUAUUUAUUAAAAAAUAGAUUAAGAGAAUGCAAUAAUCCUUUAUUGGAAGAUUUCAUAAUAAAAUUACUAGCAAUUGACGACACAAAAAGACUUACUUCAAAAACAGCCUUAAAUCAUUUAUGGUUAUUUUCAGAUCAAUAUGAUUUAAUGCAUUGUUUGCCUAUAAUAAAGAUAGAUCAUAUGGAACCUUUAUCUGAAGAAGCAUUUUCGCUACAUAAUAAUGAUGAAAUCGGCAUAGAUUAUACAAACUUAUCAGAAAACCAUACUUUUGAUGAUAUAUAUUAUAAAGAAAAAUAUAAAAAUACACAGGAUACAAAUUCUUUUAAAUCUAAUGAAAAAUCUUUUAUAAAAGAAAAAUCAGCUACUCCAAUCAAAAAACCUUAUUGUCUUGAUCCAUGGAUAAUUAACCCUACAUUAGAAGAAAAUCAGGAUGAGGUUUUGCUUAUUUAAUUACAAACAUUCACAUAAUACUAUAAACUAAAUCAUUAAUGACC
Messenger RNA from Pneumocystis carinii B80, 1641 nucleotides. RefSeq lists its product as hypothetical. The record is from RefSeq and is a predicted model, not a curated record. Gene Ontology annotation, molecular function: protein serine/threonine kinase activity; ATP binding. The transcript is spliced from 6 exons. The coding region runs from base 536 to 1597 and encodes 353 amino acids. NCBI's taxonomy places the organism in Eukaryota, Fungi, Ascomycota, Pneumocystomycetes, Pneumocystales, Pneumocystaceae. Gene Ontology annotation, biological process: peptidyl-serine phosphorylation; peptidyl-threonine phosphorylation.